CCCCCAAGAGUAGUCACUGAGGUCUGCCAAGCUGCUGUCUGUCCCCCGCCGAUCUGCUCCCAGUCCCUGCUUUGUUUUUAUCCAUCCUCACCCUCACCAUGGCUGCUCUCUCUACAGAUGAACCCUUCCCUUUCCACGGCCUGCUGCCCAAGAAAGAGACAGGUGCUACCUCUUAUCUCUCCCGCUUCCCCGAGUAUGACGGCCGAGGUGUGCUCAUCGCUGUCCUGGACACCGGGGUGGAUCCCGGGGCCCCCGGCCUGCAGGUCACAACAGAGGGAAAGCCGAAGAUCGUUGACAUCAUCGACACGACGGGCAGCGGGGAUGUGAACAUGACCACCGUCGCAGAGCCCAAGGAUGGGACAAUCCCCGGCCUUUCUGGAAGAACCUUGCAGAUCCCCCCGUGCUGGGUCAAUCCAUCAGGGAAGUACCGCAUCGGAGUUAAAAACGGUUACGAGAUAUUCCCCAAGGCCCUGAAGGAGAGAAUACAGAAAGAGCGUAAGGAGAAGCUGUGGGACCCCCCCCACAGAGCUGCCCUAGCAGAGGUCAGUCGCAGGAUGGAUGAGUUUGACCUCGCUCACCCCACCCCUUCCCAGCUGGAGAAGCUGCAGAAGGAGGAGCUGCAGAGUCGCUCUGAGCUCCUGGCCUCUCUGGAGAAGAAGUACAGUGACCCUGGCCCCGUGUACGACUGUCUGCUCUGGAACGACGGAGACACCUGGAGGGCGGUGGUGGACACCUCUGAGUGCGGGGACCUGUCCCAGGGUACAGUGCUGAGCUCCUAUAGAGAAAACCAGGAAUAUGCUACACUCGGCAACGCAGAGAUGCUCAACUACUCCGUCAACGUCUACGACGAGGGAAACACACUGUGCAUCGUCACCAGCGGAGGAGCUCACGGUACCCACGUGGCCAGCAUCGCUGCAGGGUGCUUCCCAGACGACCCAAAGCGUAACGGUGUGGCCCCCGGCGCUCAGAUCCUGGCCCUGAAGAUCGGAGACACGCGCCUCAGCACCAUGGAGACGGGAACCGGGCUCAUACGGGCUAUGAUUGAGGUGAUCAAACACAAAUGUGACCUGGUGAACUACAGCUACGGAGAGGCCACGCACUGGCCCAACUCAGGGAGGAUCUGUGAGGUCAUCAACGAGGCGGUGCAGAAACACAACGUGAUGUUUGUGUCGAGCGCCGGGAACAACGGACCCUGCCUGUCCACCGUGGGCUGCCCUGGGGGGACCACCAGCAGUGUUAUAGGGGUUGGGGCCUACGUGACCCCCGACAUGAUGGUGGCGGAGUACUCCCUGAGGGAGAAGCUCCCGGCCAACCAGUACACCUGGUCGUCUCGGGGACCCAGCAUCGACGGCGCCCUGGGGGUCAGCAUCAGCGCUCCGGGGGGAGCCAUCGCCUCCGUCCCCAACUGGACCCUCCGGGGGACCCAGCUGAUGAACGGCACCUCCAUGUCCUCGCCCAACGCCUGCGGCGGCAUCGCACUGGUUCUCUCAGGUGUAAAGCAGACUGGCAUCAGUACCAGCGUGUCGGGGGUGAGGAGAGCCCUGGAGAACACCGCUCAGAGGGUGGAGGACAUCGAGAUGUUCGCUCAGGGUUACGGAAUCCUCCAGGUGGAACGGGCUCUGGAAUACCUCACUCAGCAUGCCUCUCUACCCACAAGCCACCUGGGAUUCUCUGUAACCGUGGGAACGCAGCGAGGCAUCUACCUCAGGGACCCUGCCCACAUCCUGGCACCCUCAGACCACUGUGUGGGAAUUGAACCCGUGUUCCCAGAAAACACAGAAAACCCGGAGAAGAUCUCCCUCCAGCUCCACUUGGCCCUCACCUGCUCCGCAUCAUGGGUGCAGAGCCCCGCCCACCUGGAGCUGAUGAACCAAUGUCGUCACUUCCACCUCCGCAUCGACCCCCAGGGACUGAGGGAAGGACUGCACUACACCGAGGUGCUGGGUUAUGAUACAUCUGCUCCUGGGGGUGGUCCUCUAUUCAGGGUUCCUAUCACCGUUAUCAUCCCAACCAGGGUGAGUGAGGGGGCCAACCAGGAGGUUGUUCUCUCAGACGUCCACUUCAGGCCGGGUCAGAUCAGACGGCACUUCAUCACCGUCCCAGCAGGCGCCUCCUGGGCAGAGUUGACCCUGAGCUCCCAUUCAGGGGACGUGUCUUCCAAGUUCGUGCUCCACGCGGUCCACCUGGUGAAGCAGAAGGCCUACCGCGCCAACGAGUUCUACAAGUUCGCCUCUCUGCUGGAGAAGGGCUCCCUGACGGAGGCCUUCCCUGUCCUGCCAGGCCGUAUCGUGGAGGUGUGUAUCGCUCGCUGGUGGGCCAGUCUGGGAGAUGUGACGGUGGACUACACCAUCUCCUUCCAUGGCCUGCACACGCACCCCUCCCCCCUACACAUCAAUGCAUCAGAGGGCGUGACCAGCUUUGAGGUUUCAUCUCCUCUCCGAUAUGAAGACGUAGCUCCCAGCAUCACACUCAAGUCCUGGGUACAACCACUGAGGCCAGUAAACUAUAAGAUCAGAGCUCUGGGUAUGCGAGACGUUCUGCCCGACAACAGACAACUGUACGAGAUGCAGCUCACCUACACCUUCCACCAGCCUAAGAGUGGGGAGGUGACCCCUAGCUGCCCUCUGCUGUGUGAGCUGCUCUAUGAGUCCGAGUUCGACAGCCAGCUGUGGAUGAUGUUCGACAGCAACAAGAGACUGCUGGGCUCAGGAGACGCCUACCCUCAACAGUACUCCCUGAAGCUGGAGAAGGGCGACUACACCAUCCGACUGCAGGUGCGCCACGAGCAGUCCGGCGAGCUGGAGCGCAUCAAGGACCUCCCCUUCGUGGUCUCCCACCGCCUGCCGAGCACGCUCAGCCUGGACGUCUACGAGACGCACCGGGCCGCGCUCGCCUCCAAGAAGAAGACCACCUCCCUCACCAUGUGUCCAGGCAGCACCCAGCCCUUCUACACCGUUUCCCUGCCCGACGACAAGGUUCCUAAGGGAACGUGUUCAGGCUGUUACCUCACCGGUUCCCUGGUCGUUCCCAAGAGCGAGUUUGGCAAGAAGGCUGGGCAGGCUUCUGCAAAACGACAAGGCAAGUUUAAGAAGGAUGUGGUUCCCGUGGUGUACCACCUGAUCCCUCCCCCGAACAAGGUGAAGAACGGAGGCAAGGAGAAGGAAGGAGGGAAGGAGAAGGAGGCAGGAAAGGAGAAGGAAGAAGAGAAGGAAAAGAGUGUGAAGGAGGAGUUCAUCGAGGCCAUGAGAGACCUGAAGAUACAGUGGAUGACAAAGCUGGAAGGCAGCUGCGUGUACGAGGAGCUGAGGGAGCUGUACUCCUCCUACCUCCCCCUGCACGUCCAGAGGCUCCAUCAGCUGGACGCGGAGAAGGAGCGGGUGAAGCAUCUCCCUGAUGUGGUGACGGCAGCAGACCAGGUCCUGUCCCUCAUCGACCAGACGGCUCUGGCGGUUCACCUCACCCUGAAGACCGACCCACGGCCCGAGGCCGCCACUAUAAAGAGUGACAUGGAGAAGCAGAAGACGUCCCUGUUGGACGCCCUGUGUAGGAAGGGAUGUGCUCUGGCCGACCAGCUCCUGCUGCCCCCCCAGGAUGGGGAGGGGGCCGUUGCUCUGGGGGAGCGGCAGGCCGAGGGCCCCCAAGGGCCUGAGGAACAGGCGGGCAGCAGCAGCUCUGAGGACGGCCAGACCAGCCUGGAGAAGAACCUCAUGGAAACCUUCUGGGAGGUCCAGAAGUGGGCGGAGCUCACCGACACCAAGGUGUUAACCUUCUCCUAUAAACACGCGCUGGUAAACCGAAUGUACGGUCGCGCCUUGAAGUAUGCGUCCAAGAUGGCGGAGGACAAACCCAGCAAGGACAACAUGAAGAACUGCAUCCAGCUGAUGCACCAUCUGGGAUGGACCUACUGUGCCACCUUCACCCAGAACUGGCUGCCUGUCUUGUACCCUGCAGAAUACACACCCUUCUAACACGCACACACACACCCAUCGAACACACAAAGACACCCUUCUAACACACACACCCUUCUCACACACACACACACACACCCUGUUCUAACACAUGAACACGUCCUUCUAACACACACACACACAGACCCUUCUAACGCACGCAUCAUUCUAACAUACCCUUUUAACACUUAAACACAUACUCACACACCCUUCUAACACACACAUGCACGCACACGCACGCAAACACCCUUCUAAUCACACACACACACACACACACACACACACACACACACACACACACACACACACACACACACACACACACACACACACACACACACACACACACACACACUGUCAAUAUAAAGGAUGAGAAUGUGGUGUUUUCUCAUAAUGUAGACGAGGAAGAAAGGGGAUGAAACCAAACACAGGGAAAUCCUUAUGAUGAUCCUUCAGCCACCUGCUGACCUGGAAGCAUCUUGACAGUCACAUCAAGCUAACGCUAGUCUGAUGCCAGCCAAAUGCUAACCUGAAGCUAGCCUGAUGCUAGCCUAAUGCAAGCCUGAACCUAUUCUUUCUCAAGCCUAAUUCUACCCGGAUGCUAGCCCAAACCCUGACCCUAAUUCCACCUUAAUGCUAGCCUUACUCUCACGCUAACGCUAGCCUAAUGCUAGGUUAACGCUAGCUUAACACACGCCUUAAGCUAGGCUAAUUAGGUUGAGGGUUACUCAAUUGGUCUGUUAGUAUGGUGGGGGGUUUGUCUGGCCACAGGCGAGACAAAUCAUCUCUGAAUGGAAGAUGUAUUCAGACCUUCUACCACAACCGACAGACUAUCUCCUCCACCACCACCACCACCACCUCACUGUCUGAAGAACCCUCUAUGAACCUCCCCUCUAUAUCUACUGUACAUACACAUAUCUAGAGGCAAUAUAAGAAUAUCAAAACGUAUCUAGUACUCUCCAUGACUUAGUUUGCAUAUAUGCAUGUCUUCUGAAUAUGGAAGGAAAAAAACAAACAGUUUGGGGCAAACUUUUACGUUUGUUUUGAGUUUAACAACAUUUUUUAACCCUGGGAAGACUUCAUCUGACGGUGAUUUGCUGCUUGCACCCUUCUACCCAUUUUAGUUUUUAUCAGUUAACAGCGCAGCGUCCUGUUUGCAUUAGCGUUUGAUCCUCCCAGAGAGCUCAGCAGCUGUUGUUAAAGUGUUGUCUAUGUUCUUUUAAACCUGCUAAAGCGAUCGCUUCAACAGAGGUUUGAAUACCUUCUCAUCGACAGCUGUCCAUCACAACUCUCGUCCUCUUGGGGCGGGUCUUGUUGCCUCAGACACGUUCCUCUAGGCUGAGCCUCUCCUUGAUUGACAGGAUAUUAAUUGCAGUUGAUAACAUGAUAAACCCUUAGAAGCCCCACACCUCCAUCCCCCGUGUAUUUAUCAAUCCUGUUCCCGUCACGUCGGUUUUGUGUGUUGCCAACGGUUGGUGUUUCGGGGGUUGAGUGUUUGAAGGCCUUAACUAUCUGGACCAGUCCGUCCUCCACUUCCAGCGCACGCUGGGUGCCGACUCGAUAGAUUCACACAUGAGGAAACGCCAAUGUGUUAUGUCCUGUCCCUGAGUUUUUUUUGUUGUAUUGUUUUAAAGACGGCAUGUUAUUCCCCGAUAAUUUCACCUCGCCUGUAUGGAUGUAUAUCAACAGAGGGAAGAUGACAAUAAAAUGAUUUUGAAGAUUUUAAA
This is a messenger RNA of Gadus morhua (Atlantic cod), 5674 nucleotides long. It is a transcript of the gene tpp2, whose product is annotated as tripeptidyl peptidase 2. Gene Ontology annotation, molecular function: serine-type endopeptidase activity; tripeptidyl-peptidase activity. Gene Ontology annotation, cellular component: cytosol. Gene Ontology annotation, biological process: proteolysis. The record is from RefSeq and is a predicted model, not a curated record. The transcript is spliced from 29 exons. Lineage: Eukaryota; Metazoa; Chordata; Actinopteri; Gadiformes; Gadidae. The coding region runs from base 99 to 3968 and encodes 1289 amino acids.